AGUCCUCGGAGCGCCGGGGAGGCCGCGGAGCCUCACGUGUGCCGCCCCAGCCGCUGGCGCCCGGAAGGACGCGCUGCGACCCCGUGGGAGCCGAACGCGGGAGUCGCUGCCCGAGCGGAGCUGCUCAGCCGCGGUAACGGGUCGGGGCCUCAUCGUGCAGGGGAGCGAGCGGAGGGGCGGGGCGGGGCGCGGGCGGGCUGAGGAGCCGCCGGGCUCGGGCUCCGCGCGGGGAUGUGUCUGGCCACCGCGUACUUUCGAGGGCGCCUCAACACCCGGUUUCUCUCUGCUCAAGCUGGAAGCACCUGAGGUGGGCCCCCACACGUCCCUCUGCUGUCUACACCGCCCUGUUCUCUCUUCCCUACCACCCGCCCAGGAGCUGCUGUUUUACCACUGGCCGGGAUCGAAAUUCGGGGUUCUUACUGGGACUGAUGCCCUUGGCCAGACGCACCCCCAACUGCUGUCUGCUCAGGUGUAGCCCGCGUGACUGAGUCACCGCUGCUCCAGCUGUUUCACGUCGCCGUUCCCUUUACUGAAUCCACGCAGAAGCGGGAGCUAAGAAGGGUGUGACGGGAGAGGAAAGGCGAGAAGAGCACCAAAGGGGAAAGAUCGUGAGAACUUUUUGAAACUGGGUACUCAACUUCGCCCACUUAGGCUGGCCCAGUCUGGAGCCACAGUCGUCCUCAGCCUUCAGGAAACCCCUGGGGCCUGGCCCUCCCGGCACCUGCUGCUCUCAGGCCCCCUGCCCCAGCCUCGGGGCAGUUCCAGGAAGACUCCCCCCGGCCCAGCCCAGGGCUGCAGCCACAGCUGGUCCUCAGCCCUCCGCACAUCUUUGCAGAGUUUGAUGGGGCGCCGGGCGGAUGACAGCGGGAACGGUUGUGAUCACUGGCGGAAUCCUAGCUACGGUGAUCCUCCUCUGCAUCAUUGCCGUCCUGUGCUACUGCAGGCUCCAGUAUUACUGCUGCAAGAAGAGCGGAACCGAGGUUGCAGACGAGGAGGAGGAGCGGGAGCACGACCUUCCCACGCAUCCCAGAGGCCCCACCUGCAAUGCCUGCAGCUCCCAAGCCCUGGACGGCAGAGGCAGCCUGGCGCCUCUCACCAGCGAGCCCUGCAGCCAGCCCUGUGGGGUGGCCGCGAGCCACUGCACUACCUGCUCCCCAUACAGCUCCCCCUUUUACAUACGGACGGCUGACAUGGUGCCCAAUGGGGGUGGAGGCGAGAGGCUCUCCUUUGCUCCCACAUACUACAAAGAGGGGGGACCCCCAUCCCUCAAAUUGGCAGCACCCCAGAGUUACCCGGUGACCUGGCCAGGCUCUGGGCGUGAGGCCUUCACCAAUCCAAGGGCUAUUAGUACAGACGUGUAAAUCCUUCCACCCCGACCCGCACACACACCCACACUGCUGCCCUGGCGGGGGCCAUGGGGGUGAUGAAUGACCCUCCAACAGCCCCACAUGGGUUGUUUCUGUUUCUUUGGCUUUUCUCGCUCCGCAGUGGAGGGUUUACUAGGAUUUAAGCUUUUGAGUGCAUUGAGAACCAAGACAGGGCCUGGCUCCAACUCUGUGGGCCAGAGGUGGGGGACUGCUAGGUCGAGUCUGCAGCUUCGCCAGUUUCUUGGUUGGGACACUCCUCUGGCAGCCCCAGCACCACCACAACCCCUUGCAGUGUGCCCCAGUCCCCUGGAUUCGCUGGACUGCAAAAAGGAGCACCAGGGAAAGCUCAGCAAAGGCUCAGGAGGCCUCCCGGGUCCUCGGGAGAUGAAGCAUCCGUGCCUAGGAAAAGGGGACAGAGGGCAAGGAGAGAAGUGAGAGCUACAAUUCCAGCAUUGGAGAAGCGAGGGGCGGGGCGUCAACGGCACUGCUUCAGGACGCGCUUGCUGAAACGACUCCAACAGCUAGUUCACAGCCCAGCUUUGUACGUUGGUUACCAUAGCUACUGCUGUCACUGUAGCUGCUCCCGUAGGGUCGUUGAUUCCUGAACGUAUCACAUCUCACCUGCCCCCUUCCUCGUGGGACGUGUCAAGUUGACUUUAAAGCCUAAGGUGGCUUGUGGGGACUGCACCAGAAAGUGUCUAACCUUGUGUUCCCCGAAAUCCUUUCUCUGACUUAGGAACCAGCGCCCCCUGCUGGAGAAGUUUUUUCAUUUUGUUAGCCGACUUCUGGUAGCUUAGCAAAGAGACCAGCUGACUGUCUCUCGGCCCAGCCCACCACGCCGAGUAGCUUGUGUGGAUGCAGUCCUGUGAGGGUGUGCAUAACCGUUCCCAGGUGUACGCACGCGCGCGCGCGCGCACAGACACACACACACACACACACACACACACACACACACAGUAACCACGGGUAGGCACCAGGGGCUUUGUACAUUCAGGAGCUGCAGAGAGGAAAGGUCUCCCAUGUACCAGAGAAGGAAAAGUCUGAUCCCGAAACAGCUUGAACGAAAGGUGGUUAACACGUGACCAAUCCCCAUGGCAGACAGCGGGCUGGUGAACAGGAAGAGCACAGAAUCUCUGUGGGGCGAUGCUGCAGCGGCUGAAACCACGUCAAGUCCCCCAGAGCCCGGCAUUCUAUGUAAGCAUCCACCUGUGACGCCGUGGAGCAGGAUCUUCAUUCAUCUCACCAGAGCAACAGCCCAGUCCUGAGGAUGGGAGGGACGUGACUUAGCCUUGGGAUUCCACGCUCGCCGCCCUCCCUUGGCCGCCCUACUCCCCAGUUUCCUGGCGAUGAGCCAUUUAUUGUGUCUCACACCAGCCUCAUUUCCAACUCCGACUUCCUACUUAGAAUGUGGCAGUGGCUUUGUGAGUGAGAAUCCUGAUGAGUUUUCCAGUGGCCUCUGCAGAAGCUGGCCCCCUUCUAAGGGCAUAGCUAACCCCCUUCCCACUCCUGAGUCACUGAAUUCGAGGAGGGUGGGGCAGGGAAAGGGCUGGCCCCCCUGCUGAAAUCUUGAUUCUGCAUUUGAGGAAGGUCAGGGUGCCGCUGGGGGAGCAGGGAGCGGGGAGGGAGGAAGAGGGGAAUGCACAUCUUUUGCGCCACUAUUAAGGCACCUGUCACCUUACAUCUCAAUCUGGAAUCAAAGUGCCCUGGGUUGAGAAGCAGACCUGGGCUCUGGUCACACUUUGGUCACUCAUUAGCUCUAGGACCAGUCACUAAUCUCUGAGACUCCAUUUUCUCCAGGGAAACGAGGCUUGCCCAGAUAGACUAACAACCCUUUAGUGCUCCAAGAAGUGAGAAUUUCCGAAAAAGAUCUGCCGGCCCAGAGCACUCCCUCUUGCCCUAAUCCUGGCAGGGUCUGGAUGUAUUUACCCAACUCUGAUCUUGCGUGCAGGGAUGCUUGCUGAUGGAUGAAAGACCACAAUAAAACAAGAUUAGCAGCAAAACAA
Messenger RNA from Homo sapiens (human), 3370 nucleotides. It is a transcript of the gene FAM163A, whose product is annotated as family with sequence similarity 163 member A. Gene Ontology annotation, cellular component: membrane. The transcript is spliced from 6 exons. The coding region runs from base 858 to 1361 and encodes 167 amino acids. The record is from RefSeq and is marked validated. Lineage: Eukaryota; Metazoa; Chordata; Mammalia; Primates; Hominidae.